Molecule: messenger RNA, 885 nt
Organism: Prorocentrum cordatum
Lineage: Eukaryota; Dinophyceae; Prorocentrales; Prorocentraceae
Source: the annotation of a GenBank genome assembly
AUGAACCACCUCCGGUACAACGCGAAGGAUGGCAAUGCCCAGAGCGACUACGGGAAGAAGCGCAGCAUCCCCCUUGCAAUUUUCAAGCAACUCGGCGAGCAGAAGCGGAAGGAGUUCUACGACGCGUUCAUGACCGAGAAGGAGAAGGGCGAGAAAGACGCCAAGAAGCUGAAGGGCCUGGCGCAUUCCUUCACAGCCGUGCAUGAGUCCUCGAAAAAGGAGUCGACAAACAGCAGACAGAAAUGGGUCAUAGUCACGCAGCUGAUGCAGGAAUUCGGGGUCAACCUGGGGAACUUUCCCACCGUGUCGGCGGGGCGCGAUGGGGCUCGCAACAAGUGGCGCAAGAACGCCGAGAAGCACAAGACGGCAGGAUCCCACCCGCCCCAGAUCGACGCGGAAGAAAUCAUCGAUUCAUUAUAUUCUUACGUAUUCGACGAUGGUCUGCAGACCGCAGCCGAGGAGGGGACGGGAGAGCAAUGGGCCUCAUACAAAGACUAUGGGAAGACAAGCAAGGGCGCGCUGGAGGACAUGGCUCGGGGAUCCGCGUCUGCGGGGCAGGGGGGCGGCGACGCAGAAUUCGCCCUGCAGAGGCAGCAGAAGGACAUGAAGGAGUUGAUGCUGAGUUUCGAUGCCAAGGCGAAGAGUGACGAUGAUGCCAAGUGGCGCACCAACGGCGACGAGAUCAGGCCCGCGCGCAAAGCGCUGAGCGACUUCCCGGACGCUGCAGAGCACCUGCUGGUCGAGGCGGCAUGCAUCCCCGAGGGCGAGCCCGACGACGAGGUGAUGAGGGAGACGAGGCAUGCGUUGUCAGACCACGUCGCGCUCGCGGAGAAGCACUUGGAGGGCGGCAAGAUCAGCGUGAAGCGUUGGAAGGGCGCGAAGUGA